AUGUCUGUCCCAAGGUGUGGAAGUAUCAUUGUUGACCUUGGACUGAAAUUCAACUCCACUACAAAGGAACAAGAUGUUAUCAUAACACUUAAUGACGCUGUGAAAGAUGGAAAGCUGGGAGAGUUCAGUGUUGGUGCCAUAAAAGGGAAAAGACCUGAUGUAGAACUAACAGGUAGAGGUGCCACAUCACCAGUUAAUGGGGGUAUUAGUCCUCACAACACUUCAUACAAAAGUUUGCAAGUUGAUUUAUGAAUGUCCUUGCCCUGUACUUGGUUGUAAGCAUAUUUUUUUUGGUGUAACAAAACAUUUUUGAAAGUUACUGUAUUUGACUCAAAAUUGUUACUGCAGCAGGUUUAUACAGAGAUCUGAAGACUUGGUGUAUAAUGGUAAUGUUAACAAUGACAAUCAAAACCAGCCCCAAUUUGAGCACUAACAGGACAGUUUAUGCAUCAAUUGCAUGUGUACACACUUUUGUUGUGUAUUUCCUCAAGUUAACUUUUGAUUUCAAUGCAAACAUGUAGCAAAUGUUUAGUACAUGUAUGUUUCCCAAUAUCUCAUGCUUUUUAUUUACCUAAAUUAACUUUUGUUCUGUAGUUUUAGAACAUGAUUUGUUUACAUUUUCUUUCUAAGAUGCGAUGUGUGGCCCGCAUGAGUCCAAGGAAAUAGCAGCCAUGCUUGUUUUCCUCAAUUUAAUUGAGUGUAUUUUUUAUAGAAUCUUCAGAGCUUCCAAGUGGGAUGAACACAGGUAAAACAUUCUUCAAUGACAAAUGCUAGACUUUGUAAAUGUUAAGUGACGUGUAAUUUUAUCUGAUUUAGUACUCUCUAUCUAGACACCUGUGACUUUAAGUUUUCUAAAAAUAGAAGGAAAAAACAAUUACCGUCCAACUGAAUUGAGCUUUAAUUUAUGAGUUGUGUUAUAUACCUUAAUACUCUUAUAUCUUUCUGGUUCAGGGAACAACUUUGUAGCUUUACUUUUAAUGAGCUUUAAAUAUUUGUAAUGGUGAUUAGAUUAUAAUCAUGGUUUUCUCUUUUUCUAUAUUAUUUCUUCUAUGCAACAAAUCCUGGCUGUGGAAAAAGGUGAGAUCUGAUUAUGCUCGAUUUUAUCCACAAGUUUAUCCACAAGUUUGUUGAUUGAGGAGUGGGUGGCUCUAUUUUAUUUUCGCUGUGAAUAACCAAUUGGAAGUUGUGGUUUAAAAGCUUCUAAAGAGGGGAGAAUAUUCGAUAUAAAUUAUCCCAUAUUUCUUUCAACCUUGCAUGAGCAGAAUUUGUAUCCCCUAUCUUUUUCUGAAUGAGUAAAUAAUUAUGCAUUAACGCAGCCUGUUCAGUUCUAUAUAUGUAAUGAAUUGUGAAACACAAAAUUGUGGAAAGAAUUGAGUUCUUUACAACGCAUUUGGAAUUCAGUCAGAGUUCUGACUGAAUUCCAAAUGUUUCCUGACCAUUAAAGAAGUACAGAGGCAGAUUCUUUACGAUAAGAUCAUUGGGAAAAAUAUUUCUCAAGCUUAUCACACAUUGUAGGUACCAUAGGUAUUGUUCUUGGUGCAGUAUUUGGAUCAAUUGUUGCACUGGCUGUUGCUGGAAUAUUAGUUUGGUGGACUUGCAGGAAAAUGAGGUGCAACAGGAAAGGCACUAAAGGCAAGUGUUGCAUACAUGUUAUGCUCUCAAACGAACACUAGUUUUGGCAUCCCAGACAUAUAUCUUUUACAUUUUUCCUUUUUUCUAAGACUAAGUUCAAUCUUCAGUUCACUAUCUGCUGCAUUAUGAUCUUUGCUUAAGCGAUUUUUGUAUUUUUAACAGAUACCUUUCAAAACAGUGUAUUAUAAACUAAUAAUUUGUUUUUGUUAUCUAGUUAUGGUUAAAAGACCUUGCAUGACGUUGUAAACUUUAAGACUAAACUUGAUGUACAUCAAACAGACUUUGCUUUGCUUGUGAGAGAGAAAUUCUGCUUGAUGUCGAUUAUAUAUUGUUUUGUUUUGUUUCGGUUUCCUUUAAUUUUUCUGUUUUGUUGUGUCUUUUUUUUCACUACAGAGGUGGCGGUGAGCAGAAGGUGAGAUUUUUAUAUUGGAAAUGUUGCUCUUUACUUGCGUUGUUCCUUUACGGCUCAAUCGUGUGAAUGUUUGUGAUUAAUCUCAUUACCACUAACUUCAAGGCACUCUUGCGCAGCAGAGAUACCACUUUUGGACAAUGAAUUUAAUAGUUGUCACUUGUACAUGCAUAACCGAAACCUUAAUGACCUGUAGAAAACUGGGGGGGGGGGGAACAAGAACACCAAAAACUGAAGAGUGUAUGUUAAGCUUAUUAUCUUAUUCUCAUUAUAUAUAUAUAUAUAUAUAUAUAUAUAAUGCAAGAUCAUCAUGUGUUAGUUCAGGCCUAAGUACUAGUUUUCUAGGUGUCCCCUAUUAGUUAAGUGAUCUUCCCUCGGUGAUCUCACUAUGACUAAGGAAUAAAGUGUUGUUAUUAUCAUUGUUAUUAUGAGUAAUGGUAAUAGGACUGAGUUGAGUCCAAUUUGGUCUGUAAUCAUGAGUGAUCUAAAAAAUUGGAUGAUCCCAGAGCAGGAGUCCGAUAUGUUAAUUACAAGUUAAUCAAAAGUAGGACAAAAUAUAAGAAACGAUGUUUUGUAUUUAAAAAAACAAGAACAACAACAGGUAACUCAGUAAAGUACAUGACAACAGCGCAUGCACAUGACACGAACUGUCCAAUAACUCACCCCAUUAACAAGCAUGACGUGUACACUGUCCCAUUGGAGCCUAAAUUGGGCUUGUGGUAACCAAUCAUGUUUGUGAAUUUUAUAGUUUUGAUUAUUAUUACAAUUUUCAUUAUUAUUAUUAUUAUUAUUAUAAUUCUUGUUAUCUUUGUCAUUACCAUUAUUAAAAUUAUCAUUGCUCCAAAAGUUUUCUGUUACAAUGAUAGGUGACAGUUAAGAAAAUCUUUAAGGUUGACAAAUUUGUAGAGCCUUGGAAAAUAAAUUUUAGUUAAUCUGCCCAUAAUACUGUUAUCAUUCGCUACAGUAUAUUUAGAAGGUUCAUAAGGAUAAAGUCUUUUUUCCUUCGGUGGCAGGAAACCACCAUAAGGGCAUGAUAUUCGUCUCCACUGCUCGUAACUGGGGGAAAUGAAACUUUCAAUGUUUGAAUGCAGAGGAUGCGAAACCUCUGGCUCUUAAAACUAAAAUUUCUCUAAGACAAUCACAUAUGAGAAGCUCAGGGCAAGUCUACUCUGCUCUUAUGGUCUGACUGUAGAGGGAGGGUACGGCUACAUGUAGGCUGACUGUAUCUGAGCCUAUACCUUGUUUCCAGCUGCUUUCCUAACUGGACUGAGCUGUCUGUUAGGAUUUUACAGUCAGAGAGAAUUGGGUUUUUUUUGUAAUAUAUUUGAUUCGCUGUUCCAGAACAUUUGGAAAUUCAAGUAAUGAAACAGGCGGAAGUACCGAUGUAAGUGAUGCGACGAAAUCUUUUGUCUUCAUAUAUAUGUACAUUUUCCUAUAGCCCUAGGUACGAUUUGUUUUUACGUUGCUGUCUUUACUGAGAGUCUUUCCACUGCAGUUUACAGUUCGUACACGAACCCAGAAAGUUAUGAUCAAUACAGAUUUCAAGUCUAUUAUUCAUUGAUAUUUUCAAAUAAUAGUGGUUUAUUUUUCAUAAGACAGCUGAUUUGAAGAUUUGAAAUAAUUUCCGAGCAAGUUGGGUAGUUUAUUAUCUUUUGUUGAUUGAAGACAACUUUGUCUUUGAGAUUGCAGUCGAAUUGCUUAAACCUUCUCAAAGCCAUUACAUGGCACUGGAUGACAGAACUCGUUCACGAGUGAUGGCAGAUGCCAGUCCACUCAGCACUGAACAAAUCAGCGAGUACGCUUCUCUUAAUCCAUACGCACGCUCCUGGGAGAUUCCUAGAGAACAUGUGACGAUAAAGCAGAUAGUUGGAAAAGGUGCUUUUGGUCAGGUUGCCAAGGCAACAGCCGUAAAUCUACAAGGAAGAGCCGAGAAGACGCUCGUAGCAGUCAAAAUGUUGAAAGGUACCAAGAAAUAAAGUCAUUUUUUUACUUGGUCUUUGAACUAACUUAGAAGUCUGUCCAAAUUAUUCCGUUUAUUUUUAUUUUAAUGAUAUGCUUCUGCAUAAUUUCCAAGCUCCUGUUUAGAGUAAUCACAUUCUAUAUGACUAGUCCACGGUUAUGUCCAUAGUUUGAAGCUUGUUCUACUUGAUGUAGCGAUGGAAUUUUAAGAUAUAAUUUAAACAUUCCCCCUCAAAUGAUGGUCACAUUUGGGAGCCUAGGCACUUUACGUCGACAAAGAAAAGCACCUUGAAUAUGAUGUAUGGUAGGGUCGCAUGAUAUCUAUUUAUCUAUCUGUCUGUCUGUCUGUCUGCCUGUCUUUCCGUCUGUAUAUCUGUAUAUCUAUUUGUCUGGCAAUCUGUAUAUCAAUCUAUAAAUCUAUCUAGCUAUCUACCUAUCUGUCUAUCUGUCUAUCUUUCCGUCUAUCAACCUUUCUUUAUUUCAAUCUAUCUAUCUAUCUAUCUAUCUUUCUAUCUAUCAAUCUGUCCACAUGUCUAUCUAUUUAUCAAUCUAUCUUUUUGUCUAUCAAUCUCUAUAUAUGUAAUGUAAUGAUUUAUCCAUCUGUAUACGUUUACCUAGAUAAUAGUAUUAUUGAAAUGUUAUUCGACCAUGAUUGAUCGGAAAUCCUGUUGCAGAAAACGCUUCUGAAUCAGAGAGGAAGGAUUUGCUGUCUGAACUUGAAUUGAUGAAACAACUUAAACCUCAUCCUUACGUUAUCAAACUUUUGGGAUGCGUUAUCAAGUCUGGUAAAUACUGAAAAGUUUAAUAUCAGUAUACCGUAAUUAUUCGAUUUGGCGCUUAGGGCGCUCAUUUACUUUUGGUAGGCAACAGGAGGGUGCUUAUUUGAAACAGGGCGAAAGAACCAAGCAAACGACUGGUAUCUUCGGGUAAAAGUAGACAACGAGACUCACACCCAGAGGUCCGCGUAGCCCUCUUUGUUUAGGUUCAAGAAACUGUCUUGAAAUCAAUUCAUAGGAUGCCACUCGUAGGUACCUUAUUUACCCGACUGAUCAUCGCGGCGUUCAUUACGUUUUUCUUGUUUUUGAGGAGGUCUUUGUCAGUAUAGUCCAUUUAAUUCACCCCAUCAUUUCAUAACCCAUUGUUUCCAUCUCUGUUAACUUCUGAGAAAAUCGGCUGACCGACGCAGAAAGUUUGGGCAUAUUCUAUUCUUGCAUGCACGUGUGAGGUCUCGAUAGAGUUAAUUUGACAGCAAAGAAGUAGUCACAGUUGUAUACUGUCCGCUAAACAGCAGUGUAUGUAUAAUCAAUAAGUGAGAUCUACGAUCAGCAAAAUUUACUGGUGGACCAAAAAUGGGCCAACACCAAAACUGCGUGCUUAAGGUUUGCAUACAUGUGGCGGAUAUGAGCCGGUCAGAUGUGAACACUCUAUGAGGGCGGGAAUCUUUCCGGUAGAAGACCUUGAAGAUAAACAUGACCUGCUUUAAAUGAAAGUUUGAUACGAUGUCAGUUCAGUGGCAUCGACAUUUUACCCUUCCCAAUUAUUUUUUCAAGUUUAGAAACUUAUGGCUACUUUGCUUCUAAAAUAAACUUACAAGAAUUGUGAAUAUAACCGAGUUAUAGGAUAGUUGAUAUUUUAUUUUCUUACAAACGUUGAAUAAUUGUCGUACUCUUCCAAGUUGCUGUGCCGUUUAUUGAAGAGUGACAUUUAUUGUUAAUUUUGCUUCCGUCUGCGGUAAAUAAUCAAGCAUAUGCGGAACUUUGUUUGUCUCCCUAGAGCCACUGUUUGUGCUGAUCGAAUAUGUUCCUUUUGGGGAUCUGCUGGGUUACCUGAGAAAGAGCCGUGGUUUGAAUGAUACUUACUACAAAGACCCGGAUAUCAAACCACAAACAAAUCUGACCUCACAACAGCUGAUUAAAUUUGCUUGGCAAAUCGCUGAUGGAAUGUCUUAUUUGUCAUCGAUACCAGUGAGUGAUGUAAUAAAUCUUUGAAUGACGUUCUUAUAGAAUAAGGCCUCAUUUGUCACUCACUAUACCUGACUUUUCAUUAAAUCGUGGACUCACUGCCUAGGAUGUCAUCCCAUGUCAGCUGAGUCACCCCUAGGUCUCUCGUUUCGUUAAAUGGUGUUUUCCGAAAGAAACGUUUUCUCUUUGUGUAAGGUUAUUCAUAGAGAUCUUGCAGCUCGUAAUGUGUUGGUUGGAGAGGAGGAAACAUGCAAAGUGACGGACUUUGGAAUGGCCAGAGAUGUGCAGGAGGACAAUAUUUAUGAAAGAAAAACCAGGGUAUGAAUGAUCUUAAGAAAUCAUAUAAUGUUCUCGUAAGUCUUGGAUUGUGUGGCUUAAGAUGCCUCACUGGAGUGACUGCUUAAAGAAAAAAGCUCAGUAAAUCCUGUUCCGUUUCCCGGAACUUUCGUUACGGUGUUGUCGUCAUUGGGAGCAUUAGUACUUUUUAAGGACUACGCUAACUCCUCGCAUUUUUGCUUCUUAUUCAGGGGCGUCUCCCUGUAAAAUGGACUGCCAUUGAGGCGUUGCUUUACGGAAAAUAUUCUACCAUCCAGGAGUGAUGUGUGAGUACAAGGAAGACAUAACACUGCAGUUAAGCUCAAUGAGAAUGGUUUUGUAUGAACUGUUUUCAGGUCUGCAAAAAGUUAUUUGGUAACUUUUGUAUUUAGGUCUUUUUAUUUUGCUGGUGUAAGCUCAUCUCAGUGAGAAGUGGUUAUUCUCAUUUUUCAUGGUUAGUGACCAGGGAUCAACUCCUAUGACCCUGUGCAGGUGUCCCUCCCCACCUCCUUCCCCCUUCCCCUUUAAUACCAAAGAUGUUUUAAUUAAUUUUUUUUGCAGGAAAGAAAUUUUAUUCCUUAAAUUUAUCCCGUUUGUUUUACAGGUGGAGCUACGGAGUUCUCCUCUAUGAGAUUUUCACGAUUGGUAAGUUACUAGGCAGAUUGCCAGUCCAGUAAUUUUAGCCUCAGAAAUUGGGGGGACACGAAGUCAUGAAGUAAGCAGGGUGUACCAAUUGGCUUUCGGUCAUACCAAGUCGCUGGCCCUAGCUGGAAAAAUUGUUAAUAGAAAUACAUCUGUGGAGCUUUUCAUUUUAGAGUAUAUUAACAUUAAGUGCUCUAUUCAGGUGGUUCACCGUAUCCAAGGAUGGAUGGAAGAAAAAUUGCAAACUUACUUCAAGAGGGAUACAGAAUGCCUAAACCACAACAUGUGGAUGCUAAGUUGUAUGAUUAUAUCUUAUUAUUGUUUCUUGAUGGCUUUUAUCGUACAGUAGUAUUUGUGCCGCUUUUUGUUCGAGUUUCAUGUGCGCCUUAAGAUAAACCCAUCUUUACUUAUUGAACCAGCCUAACGAAGGGAAAUGAAAGAAGAAGUACACUAUCACCAGUUGAUUUCUUUUGUAUAAAUCUUUUGUCCUCUAUUGUAACAAGAUGGAAUUAUAAGACCAAAAUGGUUUUUGAACCGUUUCUAAUAAAACUUUUUUUUGACGUCCUUUUAGGUAUGACUUUAUGACAAAAUGUUGGAAAGACGACCCUAACUUGAGACCAUCUUUUGAGAAGUUGAGAAACAAACUCAAAGAAAUGGAAAAACAGCACAAGGUAGAAUGGUAGAGUUUACAAACAGACUCUCUGUGUUCUUUUUUCCCUUUUCAAAGUUUGAUUGUUAGAAUCUAUCACCAUCAACUUAACUUGAUAACGGCGGCACCAUGAAUGCUUGCAAGCGUGGUUUAUGACUUCAAUUUAUUUCGCUUUUCGAGCAGUUUUCAAUUGAGUUUCGAAAGUGCAAAUCGAAAGUAAAAACUAAAACUAAUCCCAGCUUGAUCACGAGCGUUUUCCGCGCUUCAAGGAGGAUGCCAGAUCCUACUUUAAGUUCUCAUUGAUUAAUGUUGAUGUUAACCUUUGUUCUCAUUGAUAGUUGUGAAUACUUUCAGUUUGGUGUUUCAAGGGUUAGGCUUAGGGUUAGUUGAUUCUCGAUGAUUAAUAUAAGACUUCACUAUCUAAAAUUAAUUGUAACAGCAAUAUGCUCUCUUUCUGGGUAAAAAAAUGAAGGAACUCUCGAAAGCUUAACAGAUUAUAGCAUAAUUUAUACUCGUUUUUCAUAUUUUUUCGUAUGCCUUUUGUUUUUUGUUUUUUUUACAGGGGCUGAUAAACUUAAAAAAUUACGAUGAUCGACUCUACGUUAAUGUUGACGAUCUUGCCGUGUGA
Pocillopora meandrina is the source of this 8195-nucleotide messenger RNA. NCBI's taxonomy places the organism in Eukaryota, Metazoa, Cnidaria, Anthozoa, Scleractinia, Pocilloporidae. The record is from the annotation of a GenBank genome assembly.